CUUUGGUUCCUAAUUCCUUCAAUCAAACAUGAUGAAGACAAAAAUCGUAGAAUGUGUCCCGAACUUUUCUGAAGGGCAAAAUCAAGAAGUUAUUGAUGCAAUUUCAAAUGCAAUAAAAUCAACUGCGGGAGUUUCUUUGCUGGAUGUUGAUCCCGGGCCAUCGACUAACAGAACGGUUUAUACUUUUGUCGGCUCUCCAGAUGCUGUCAUAGAAGGAGCUCUGAAUGCUGCUCGAAUUGCCAAUAAUUUGAUUGAUAUGGCUAAACAUCGAGGCGAACAUCCUCGCUUGGGAGCUCUUGAUGUUUGUCCCUUCAUUCCAGUUCAGGGUGUUGAAAUGGAGGAAUGUAUAUACUGUGCUCGAAAAUUUGCUGAAAAGUUAGCAGCAGAACUCAAAGUACCAGUAUAUUUAUAUGGUUAUGCAUCAGAAGUGGAGCAUAGGAAGACUGUUCCUCAAAUAAGAGCAGGGGAAUAUGAAGGAUUAUUAGAAAAGAUUGUAAAACCAGAAUGGAAGCCAGAUUUUGGACCUGCUGAAUUCAUUCCAAACUGGGGUGCUACAAUGGCUGGUGCUAGGAAAUUCCUCAUUGCAUAUAAUGUGAAUGUUUUGGGUACGAAAGAGCAAGCUCACAGAAUAGCAUUAGACAUUAGAGAGCAGGGACGAAACAAAGAUGAGCCUGGAAAGCUAAAGAAAUGUCAAGCAAUUGGUUGGUGGCUAGAUGAAGCAAAUAUUGCUCAAGUAUCCAUAAAUCUCACUGAUCAUGAUGUUACUCCUAUUCAUACUGCAUAUGAAGAAGUUUGUAAAGGGGCCAAAGACCUGAAACUGGCUGUCACUGGAUCACAAAUUGUUGGUGUUGUACCUUUAAAAGCAAUGCUGCAAGCUGCAGAGUUUUAUGUACAUAAGGAAAACCUUUUUGUUUUAGAAGAGGAUCAAAAAUUACAUUUGGCAAUUCACAGAUUAGGUCUGAAUUCCUUGGGUCCUUUUAAUCCAAAAGAAAGAAUUAUUGAAUAUAUGUUGCCAGAUAGUGAUGUAAAUUCUUUAACAAGUAAGACAGUUGAUGACUUCGUCAAAACAGUUGCUGCUAGAACACCAGCUCCUGGUGGCGGUUCAGUUGCUGCUGCUGUUGCCGCCAUGGGAUCUGCAUUAUCAUGUAUGGUUGGCCAAAUGACUUACGGCAAACGUCAAUGGGAAAGAUAUGAUUCUCAGAUGAGGAGAAUCAUUCCUAUUAUGUAUGACACAAUGAAAGAAUUGAUGAAUUUGAUUGAUGCAGAUACAUCAGCUUUUAAUGAUUACAUGGCUGCUUUAAAAUUGCCAAAAGAAACACCUGAAGAUCUAGCUAUGAGAGAAACUGCAAUGGAGGCAGGACUGAAGAAAGCAAUAACUGUACCCAUGUCUUUAGCAAAACAUGUUAGCAAGUUGUGGGAACCUCUCAAAGAGCUUGCUGCUGUUGGAAAUUUUGGCACAAAGUCUGAUUUGCAGGUUGGAGUUCGUUGUUUGGAAACUGGUGUCCUUGGUGCUUAUUACAAUGUUACCAUAAAUGCUGAAGGCAUCAAAGAUGAAAAAUACAAAAAUGGGGUCCUGAAUGAAAUAGAGCAAUACAGAUUACUUGCGGAUAGAGGUUGCCAAGAAGCUUUGCAAAUUUUACAAGAAAGAAGAGCUUAAAUAACA
Molecule: messenger RNA, 1663 nt
Organism: Uloborus diversus
Lineage: Eukaryota; Metazoa; Arthropoda; Arachnida; Araneae; Uloboridae
Product: formimidoyltransferase-cyclodeaminase-like
Exons: 13
Coding region: 29-1657 (542 amino acids)
Molecular function (GO): transferase activity; folic acid binding
Source: RefSeq, a predicted model, not a curated record